AUGAACAAGUCUCUUGAUGUUGUACCUUCAGAAACAUUUCCAAUACCUGGUCUCUUGGAUGGUCUAUUUGGCUCAAAAUCAAAUACUUCUCCGGACCCAGCUACUACUACAACACCAGCACCUACAACUACUACUGCACCAACAUCCAGACCUUCCAAAGGACUUUUGGGAGGAUUAGGAAGUGCCUUAGGUGGGUUCCUUUUUGGAACUGGGGAUUCAACAGAAUCUUCAGAUGCCUCACCACCAACUACUAUUCAACCAACCCCAAGUCCAACAGUACCCAGCUCCACUCAAACACCCACACAAAAGAGCUCUCGUGGUUUACUGGGUGGUCUAGGAAGUGCCCUUGGUGGAUUUCUAUUUGGUACAUCAGACGAAAGUUCCUCAAACGAGACAAACGAAGAAGAAUCAGCAUCCUCUGAAGAAGAAGCCUCAACUGAUUCAGAGGGAAAGGCAAGUGAUGUAGGUCCUGGAGCAUCAGCAUCAUCAGAAGGAGGUGCAUCUGGGGAGGCUGAGAGUAAAGCAAGUGAUACCAGUGCAGGAGCAUCAGCAUCAACAGAAGGAGGUGCCUCUGAGGCAGAGAGUAAAGCAAGUGAUACAGAUGCAGGAGCAUCGACAUCAACAGAAGGAGGUGCAUCUGGGGAGGCUGAGAGUAAGGCAAGUGAUACCAGUGCAGGAGCAUCAGCACCAAUAGAAGGAGGUGCCUCUGAGGCAGAGAGUAAAGCAAGUGAUAACAGUGCAGGAGCAUCAGCAUCAACAGAAGGAGGUGCCUCUGAGGCAGAGAGUAAAGCAAGUGAUACAGGUGCAGGAGCAUCGACAUCAACAGAAGGAGGGGCCUCUGAGGCGGAGAGUAAAUCAAGUGAUACCAGUGGAGAAGCAUCAGCAUCAACAGAAGGAGGUGCCUCUGAUUCAGAAAGUAAAGCAAGCGAUACCAGUGCAGGAGCAUCGACAUCAACAGAAGGAGGGGCCUCUGAGGUGGAGAGUAAAUCAAGUGAUACCAGUGGAGAAGCAUCAGCAUCAACAGAAGGAGGUGCCUCUGAUUCAGAAAGUAAAGCAAGUGAUACCAGUGCAGGAGUAUCAGCAACAACAGAAGGAGAUGCAUCUGGGGAAGCUGAAAGUAAAGCAAGUGAUACAGGUGCCGAAGCAUCAGCCUCAACAGAAGAAGGUUCCUCUGAGGCAGAGAGUAAGGCAAGUGAUACCAGUGCAGGAGCAUCAGGAUCAACAGAAGGAGGUGCAUCUGAGGCAGACAGUAAAGCAUGUGAUUCCAGUGCAGGAACAUCAGCAUCAACAGAAGGAGGUGCCUCUGAGGCUGAAAGUAAAGCAAGUGAGACAGGUGCAGGAUCAUCAGAAUUAACAGAAGGAGUUGCCUCUGAGGCAGAGAGUAAGGCAAGUGAUGCCGGUGCAGGAGCAACAGCAUCAACAGAUGGAGUUGCCUCCGAGGCAGAGAGUAAGGCAAGUAAGACAAGUGCAGGAGCAUCAGGAUCAACAGAAGGUGGUGCAUCUGAGGCUGAGAGUAAGGCAAGUGAUACCAGUGAAGGAGCAUCAGCAUCAACAGAAGGAGGUGCCUCUGAGGCAGAGAGUAAGGCAAGCGAGACAGGUGCAGGAGCAUCAGAAUCAACACAAGGAGGUGCCUCUGAGGCAGAGAGUAAAGCAAGUGAUAGCAAUGAAGGAGCAUCAGCAUCAACAGAAGGAGUAGCUUCUGAGACAGAUAGUAAGGCAAGUGAUAGCAGUGCAGGAGCAUCAGGAUCAACAGAAGGAGGUGCAUCUGAAGCAGAGAGUAAGGCAACUGAAACAGGUGCAGGAGAAUCAGAAUUAACAGAAGGACUUGCCUCUGAGGCAGAGAGUAAAGCAAGUGAUACAAGUGCAGAAACAUCAGUAUCAACGGAAGGAGGUGCCUCUGAGGCUGAGAGUAAAGCAAGUGAUACCAGUGCAGGAGCAUCAGCAUCAACAGAAGGAGGUGCCUCUGAGGCUGAGAGUAAAGCAAAUGAUACAGGUGCAGGAGCAUCAACAUCAACAGAAGGAGGUGCAUCUGGAGAGGCUGAGAGUAAAGCAAGUGAUACCAGUGCAGGGGCAUCAGCAUCAACAGAAGGAGGUGCCUCUGAGGCAGAGAGUGAAGCAAGUGAUACAGGAGCAGGAGCAUCGACAUCAACAGAAGGAGGUGCAUCUGGGGAAGCUGAGAGCAAAGCAAGUGAUACCAGUGCAGGAGCCUCAGCAUCAAAUGAAGAAGGUGCCUCCGAGGCUGAGAGUAAAGCAAGUGAGACAGGUGCAUUAGCAUCAGCAUCAACAGAAGGAGUUGCCUCUGAGGCAGAGAGUAAGGCAAGUGAGACAGGUGCAGGAUCAUCAGAGUCAACAGAAGGAGUUGCCUCUGAGGCAGAGAGUAAAGCAAGUGAUACCAGUGCAGGAGCAUCAGCAUCAACAGAAGGAGGUGCCUCUGAGGCUGAGAGUAAAGCAAGUGAUAAAGCUGUAGGAGUAUCAGCAACAACAGAAGGAGAUGCAUCUGGGGAGGCUGAGAGUAAAGCAAGUGAUACAGGUAAAGGAGCAUCAGAAUCAACAGAAGGAGUUGCCUCUGAGGCAGAGAGUAAGGCAAGUGAUACUAGUGGAGAAGCUUCAGCAUCAAGAGAAGGAGGGGCAUCUGAGGCAGAAAGCAAAGCAAGUGAUACCAGUGCAGGAGCAUCAGCAUCAACAGAAGGAGGUGCCACUGAGGCUAAGAGUAAAGCAAGUGAUACAGGUGCAGGAGCGUCAGGAUCAACAGAAGAAGGUGCAUCUGAGGCAGAGAGUAAAGCAAGUGAUACCAGUGCAGGAACAUCAGCAUCAACAGAAGGAGGUGCCACUGAGGCUGAGAGUAAAGCAAGUGAGUCAGGUAAAGGAGCAUCAGAAUCAACAGAAGGAGUUGCCUCUGAGGCAGAGAGUAAGGCAAGUGAUACUAGUGGAGAAGCUUCAGCAUCAAUAGAAGGAGGGGCAUCUGAGGCAGAAAGCAAAGCAAGUGAUACCAGUGCAGGAGCAUCAGCAUCAACCAAAGAGGGUGCCUCUGAGGCAGAGAGUGGAGCAAGUGAUACAGGUGCAGGAACAUCAGUAUCAACAGAAGGAGUUGCCUCUGAUUCAGAGGGUAAAGCAAGUGACACUAUUGACGACUCAUCAGCAUCAACAAAAGGAGGCGCCUCUGAAGCUAAGAAUGAGGCAAGUGAUACCAGUACAGGAGCAUCAGGAUCAACAGAAGGAGGUGCCUCUAAAGCUGAGAGUAAAGCAAGUGAGACAGGUAAAGGAGCAUCAGAAUCAACAGAAGGAGUUGCCUCUGAGGCAGAGAGUAAAGCAAGUGAGACAGGUGCAGGAUCAUCAGCAUCAACUGAAGAAGGUGCUUUUGAGGCUGAGAGUAAAUCAAGUGAGACAGGUGCAGGAGCAUCAGCAUCAACAGAAGGAGUUUCCUCUGAGGCAGAGAGUAAGGCAAGUGAGACAGGUGCAGGAUCAUCAGAGUCAACGGAAAGAGUUGCCUCUGAGGCAGACAGUAAAGCAAGUGAGACAGGUGCAGGAUCAUCAGCAUCAACUGAUGAAGGUGCCUCUGAGGCUGAGAGUAAAGCAAGUGAGACAGGUACAGGAUCAUCAGCAUCAACAGAGAAAGGUUCCUCUGAGGCAGAGAGUAAGGCAAGUGAUACCAGUGCAGGAGCAUCCGGAUCAACAGAAGGAGGUGCAUCUGAGGCUGAGAGUAAGGCAAGUGAGACAGGUGCAGGAUCAUCAGAAUCAACAGAAGGAGGUGUCUCUGAGGCAGAGAGUAAGGCAAGUGAGACAGGUGCAGGAGCAUCAGAAUCAACAGAAGGAGGUGCCUCUGAGGCAGAGAGUAAGGCAAGUGAUACCAGUGAAGGAGCAUCAGGAUCAAGAGAAGGAGGUGCAUCUGAGGCAGAGAGUAAAGCAAGUGAUACCAGUGCUGAAACAUCAGCAUCAACAGAAGGAGCUGCCUCUGAGGCUGAGAGUAAGGCAAGUGAUGCCGGUGCAGGAGCAAAACCAUUAACAGAUGGAGUUGCCUCUGAGGCAGAGAGUAAGGCAAGUAAGACAAGUGCAGGAGCAUCAGGAUCAACAGAAGGAGGUGCAUCUGAGGCUGAGAGUAAAGCAAGUGAUACCAGUGAAGGAGCAUCAGCAUCAACAGAAGGAGUAGCCUCUGAGGCAGAGAGUAAGGCAAGCGAGACAGGUGCAGGAGCAUCAGAAUCAACACAAGGAGAUGCCUCUGAGGCAGAGAGUAAAGCAAGUGAUACCAAUGAAGGAGCAUCAGCAUCAACAGAAGGAGGUGCCUCUGAGGCAGAGAGUAAGGCAAGUGAUGCUGGUGCAGGAGCAUCAGCAUCAACAGAUGGAGGUGCCUCUGAGGCUGAGAGUAAAGCAAGUGAUACCAGUGAAGGAGCAUCAGCAUCAACAGAAGGAGUAGCCUCUGAGGCAGAGAGUAAGGCAAGCGAGACAGGAGCAGGAGCAUCAGAAUCAACACAAGGAGGUGCCUCUGAGGCAGAGAGUAAAGCAAGUGAUACCAAUGAAGGAGCAUCAGCAUCAACAGAAGGAGGUGCCUCUGAGGCAGAGAUUAAGGCAAGCGAGACAGGAGCAGGAGCAUCAGAAUCAACACAAGGAGGUGCCUCUGAGGCAGAGAGUAAAGCAAGUGAUACCAAUGAAGGAGCAUCAGCAUCAACAGAAGGAGGUGCCUCUGAGGCAGAGAGUAAAGCAAGUGAUAGCAGUGCAGGAGCAUCAGGAUCAACAGAAGGAGGUGCAUCUGAAGCAGAGAGUAAGGCAACUGAAACAGGUGCAGGAGAAUCAGAAUUAACAGAAGGAGUUGCCUCUGAGGCAGAGAGUAAGGCAAGUGAUGCUGGUGCAGGAGCAUCAGCAUCAACAGAUGGAGGUGCCUCUGUGGCAGAGAGUAAGGCAAGUGAGACAGGUGCAGGAGCAUCAGAACCAACUGAAGGAGGUGCCUCUGAGGCAGAGAGUAAGACAAGUGUUGCCAGUGCAGGAGCACCGGCAUCAACAGAAGGAGGUGCCUCUGUGGCAGAGAGUAAGGCAAGUGAGACAGGUGCAGGAGCAUCAGAAACAACUGAAGGAGGUGCCUCUGAGGCAGAGAGUAAGACAAGUGUUGCCAGUGCAGGAGCAUCAGCAUCAACAGAUGGAGGUGCCUCUGUGGCAGAGAGCAAGGCAAGUGAGACAGGUGCAGGAGCAUCAGAAACAACUGAAGGAGGUGCCUCUGAUUCAGAGAGUAAAGCAAGUGAUACCAGUGCAGGAGCAUCCGGAUCAACAGAAGGAGGUGCAUCUGAGGCAGAGAGUAAAGCAAGUGAUACCAGUGCAGGAGCAUUAGCAGCAACAGAAGGCGUUGGCUCUGAGGCAGUGAGUAAGGCAAGUGAGACAGGUGCAGGAGCAACAGAAUCAACAGAAGGAGGCGCCUCUGAGACAGAGAGUAAAGCAAGUGAUAUAAGUGCAGGAGCACCAGCAUCAACAGAAGGAGGUGCCUCUGAGGUAGACAAUAAGGCAAGUGAUGCCGGUGCAGGAGCAACAGCAUCAACAGAUGGAGGUGCCUCUGAGGCAGAGAGUAAGGCAAGUGAGACAGGUGCAGGAGCAACAGAAUCAACAGAAGGAGGCGCCUCUGAGGCAGAGAGUAAAGCAAGUGAUACAAUCGCAGGAGCACCAGCAUCAACAGAAGGAGGUGCCUCUGAGGUAGACAAUAAGGCAAGUGAUGCCGGUGCAGGAGCAACAGCAUCAACAGAUGGAGGUGCCUCUGAGGCAGAGAGUAAGGCAAGUGAUACAGGUUCCGAAGCUUCCUUUUCAGCAGAAGAAGGUGCCUCUGAAUCAGGGAGUAGUGGCAUUUUAUCUACUGAAGGAGAAAGUGUUAGUGCAGAAAUAAGUAGUUCUGCACAGGAUGAUGCUGGUGGGUCUUCUUCCAAUGAUGGAUCGGAUCAUGUAGAAGCAAAAGCAAGUGCUGAGGCAAGUGCAGGAGUGUCAUCAUCUGAUGACGGAACUAUUAAUGUAAAAUCAAGUGCUUCAGCACAGUCGUCUGCAGAAACUGCAUCAUCUGAUGGUGAAAGUAGUCAUUCAGAAGCAGCCGCUUCGGCCGAGUCCAGUGUGGAAGUUUCUGUUUCAAAAGACGGAAGUUUACAUUCGGAAGCUAGCACAUACGCCGAAUCUAGUGCUUCAAGUACAGAUAGUACUGGCCAAACAGACUCGAGCGCUUCUGCACAAACUACAACAGAAAUAACAACCUCUAAAGAUCAUUCUGAAGUAAGCUCUUCUGCAGAAUCUGGUACAGAAUCGACUUCUCCUAAAGACGGAACUGACCUUAGCGAAGCAAGCAGUUCCACACAGUCAGGUUCAGGAUUGUCAUCAUCUACAGCUGGAACUGAUACAACAGAAGCAAGCAGUUCCACAGAGUCUGGUUCAGGAGUGUCAUCAUCUACAGCUGGAACUGAUAAAGCAGAAGCAAGUAGUUCCUCAGACUUAGGUUCAGGAGUGUCAUCAUCUACAGCUGGAACUGAUAAAGCAGAAGCAAGCAGUUCCGCAGAGUCUGGUUCAGGAAUGUCAUCAUCUACAGCUGGAACUGAUAAAACAGAAGCAAGCAGUUUUACAGAGUCUGGUUCAGGAGAGACAUCUUCUGCAGCUGGUACUGAUCAUUCAGAAGCAGGCAGUUCCACAGAGUCUAGUUCAGGAGUAUCAUCAUCUACAGCUGGAACUGAUGAAACAGAAGCAAGCAGCCCGUCAGAUUCUGGUACUGGAGCGUCAACCCCAGAUUCAGAUACCAUAGGAAAAGUCUCAAAUGAUAUCAAUGACCAAUCGACAGAAAAUUCAGCAGGAUCUACAGGGCCUGCAACCUCUUCAAGUAGUGGUUCAAGUAAUGAUAUUGGUAGUUCUGAAAAUAGCUCUAGUGUGGAAAGUGAACCAGAACAAGAAGAACAUGACGAUACAGAAACGGACACCAGUUCAGAUAACGAGGGAUCAGAUUCCGACUCAGAAUCAACAAUUACCACAACAACUCAACGAUCCGUUGCUGUUGCCUACACCACAACUCAAUCCCCAAAAACAACUUCACGUCCCUCUACGACGACAUUACGAACGACAACUAGAGCGACAACCAAACCGACAACAAAACCUACGAGCAAGAGCGCGAAGCGGCCAACAACUUUGUCCCCGUCCCAGAAAUAUACCGCUUUAGGAGCGAAAAAGGGAUCUUCUUACUCAGAAUGAGAUUUAAUAUGAUUUACAAGAGCCGGUUAACUCGAUCUCGAUAUAAUACCUCAUAACUGUUACCUCAAUAUUCUAUCAUAAAAGUAUGGCAGUAUUGAUAAUAAUGAUAUGUGUUCGUUUUUGUACCUUUUUUUGUAAACAUUAGUUGUUUGUAUCUCUGUAGGUGUUUGCCUUGUAGGAGGGAAUCAUUCAUUUAAUCAUUAAAUUUGUUCAACACUGAAACUAUUGUCAAAGACAAGUUAGUACCUUACCCAGUUCUUUGAGGACAUUUGCCACAUUGUUCAAUUUACAAACAUUCCACAUAGGUAGUUUUUCCAACACACUGUACAUUAUAACAUAUUUCUAGUCUUAGUUGUAUAACUUUAGAUUUUAGGGUGUAUUUUU
Macrosteles quadrilineatus (aster leafhopper) is the source of this 7578-nucleotide messenger RNA. Its product is annotated as fibroin heavy chain-like. Lineage: Eukaryota; Metazoa; Arthropoda; Insecta; Hemiptera; Cicadellidae. The transcript is spliced from 2 exons. The record is from RefSeq and is a predicted model, not a curated record. Bases 1 to 7194 code for a protein of 2397 amino acids.